CACGUAAGCUGCGAUCUUGUCAGUCAGUGUGUCAGUCUGGCCUGGCAACGGAGAGGUGCAAGGAUGGAUAGUUUAGCAGUCACAUUUCUUGUCGUUUGCGGAUUCAUCGAAUAUGGAUCAGCGAUAAUGUGCUACGAAUGUAACAGCGCGACAAAUACAUACUGCAGUGCUGCUGUUCUGCCUGAUAACUUGAAGAGGAACUGUUCGGAGCACGACCGCGGCAUCACACAUACACUUUGCAGGAAGAUAGUGCAACAAGUUGAACACGCUGUCAAUGGCAAGUACCCGGAGCAAAGGGUUAUACGGUCAUGCGGUUGGGAUGAAACGAAGUACAAGGGUAUGUGCUACCACCGUGCUGGGUAUGGAGGACGUCAGGAGGUGUGUUCGUGCUUCAGUGAUUUCUGCAACAACGGCCAUGCUUUGACGUCAUCCAGUCUUCUCACCGCAACGCUCCUAGCUUAUUCCGGAAUUGUCCUUGUUAGAUAGUUUGUAAACAAUACCAAAAGGGCUUAGU
Papilio machaon (common yellow swallowtail) is the source of this 514-nucleotide messenger RNA. RefSeq lists its product as uncharacterized. The record is from RefSeq and is a predicted model, not a curated record. The coding region runs from base 64 to 486 and encodes 140 amino acids. The transcript is spliced from 3 exons. Lineage: Eukaryota; Metazoa; Arthropoda; Insecta; Lepidoptera; Papilionidae. Gene Ontology annotation, biological process: sleep; regulation of synaptic transmission, cholinergic; positive regulation of voltage-gated potassium channel activity.